ACAGUACGAUAGGUACCGUAUGUACAGAACCGCAGAGGCUGACCUAACCUAGACUAACAUACAGUCAUUCAAUUGCUCCGCCUCCAAGCUUCAAAGCUCCAAAGCGCCUCCAGGCCUCCCUUCCGCUGAACGUGGUUGAUCGUUCCAUGUUUCCCGAUUUGUGGCAAUCACACCUUUAACCUCUGUCGCCUCUCCUAAUCCAACAAGGACGCGCUCGAAAAAGGGGCCCGGACGAUCGCGCAGUACCGUAGGAGAACCGGGGAUUGGUCCACUGGAGUAAACCGAACCAACUAACUUGACUUCCAACCCACCCGCCGCACUGGGACCGCCUACCUUGGCGAAACAAGACACAACAAUCUGAAAGGGAAGGGAAACAUGAUGGCGCCUGGCUCUAUGAGAUCUUGACGAUACCUUUCUUUGGCUUCUGACACAGUUUUUGCCUUCGCCAUCGUCGGCCCCGAGCCCGAGCCCAAGCCCAAGCCCGCGAGCCGUGUCACAAAAUGGCCUCUGUGCCAGUACCAGACGUUGGCGGUCGAUGCGGCGAUAUGGCCGCCGGCGACUCGAACACUGCUCUUGCUUCUGCCUGUGCGCCUGCUUUCGAGCGGUUGCCCGAGGAAAUUAUACAACAAGUCCUUCAACUGACUGAUCCCAAUUCCUUCGCUUCCUUGAUCCUGCUCAACUCGAAAUGGAGGCGCGUCUCUCAACACGCACAUCUCUACGCACACCACCUCUCACGAUGCCCAUCAUAUUCAGCUAUCCACAGCGGCAUAUCGCCCGACACGGCCAAAGAUGAAGACCUGCCCAGACUGCGUCGUUUGUUCUCGCGAGAAAUCAAGCGCAACUUGUUCGAGGUCUACCUGCGACCCAAGUCAACCACCAUCAAGAUUGUAUCCAAUUCGAUAAGCUCGUCCUCUGCGCCUGGGGGUGAGGGCAUGCAAUUCAGCCCGUCGCCGCGCGGACACCAUCUGCUUGCCUACAAUUCUUCCAGAAUUUACGUCUUGGAUCUCAGAGGAUCCGACCUGGAGGUGAAACGCGAGUUGAAGAUACUGCGCCGUCCCGUCUCUACUUGCAUACUCGAUGAGGGCACCCUGCUCGCCGUUUUGUCUACCGACAUGCAGGUCGACUUAUAUGACCUUCGAGAGUCCCCACCCAGACGAUCACAAUCACUGAUACUCGAUCACACUCCGAGAACGAUAGCCCUGUCGCCAUGUGGCAGCGUCCUCGCAGCCGCUUACGAAGGCGGAAUUGAGGUCUCUUCUCUGAGACCUGGAGCCAUGUCCACAGACAGACGAGCGGUAAAGUGUGACGCUGUCGACUAUCUAGCCUUUUCCUUUGACGGGACGCAGCUCUUAGGCACCACAACUAUCGCACACCAACCAAACACCGUUAUUCUCACGGCACCUUAUUAUGACCCAGGUGCCCAGAUGGGAGAGGAGAGUAUAAGUGCUCUCUGGACCACUUCAAUUCUCUUCCCAAACACGAGCCGUGACUGCAGCCACGCUGUGCUGUUGCAAGAAUCUAGUUCCCAGGAAGCCAGUUGGACAUUCACAUAUGACAGGAGCUUUGAGACCUUCCGUGCUGUGCGCAUCGAUGAUCUGCGGAACGGCACUACAUACUUUACUGGUCCGAUUCCUCAUUCCGCAUCUCAAGCAACUCUCUUACCUUGCACUUUACCCGCAGCGUCGUAUUGCGGUGAGCUCGUCUCUGCGGGGUUUGAAGGAAAGGACGUGUGGCUGUAUGGGAUCCCUGAAGACCUAGAGGCCAUUUCCGACAUAACCAGCGACUCAGGAACGCCGGGUCUAAGUCGGCGGAGCAGCGCGCCGUCUAUUCGUUCUCCCUCGCGAUCACAAGAGCCCACUGGAGGGAGAGUGCCACAAUGGCAAAUAUUAUGUGAUAGAAACCGCAACACGUUUGUUAGUGGCCGGAAAAUAACCGAGUUGAAUGGCGUUAGUACCGUGAAAUGGAUUGCGGGCCAUGGCGAUUUCUCGUAUCAGGAACGGUUGAUAGUUGCUGCACGAGGUGUAAUGCCCCCCAGGCCUAUCACUGAAGAGGAUGGAAUCGACUUUGUUGACGGUGGCAGAGUCACCAUUCUUGAUUUUGACUAUGGCAUUGUGAAUGGUCAAGAGAUGGAGCUUACAAUAGAGGUUGGGACAAAAGAACCCGAGGCCUUGGAGGAAGAGCAUCGAGAUAUGGCCACAGAGGUGGCCAUUGUAAGAAGACGUACAGUGGCUCAAAGGGGCGGCGGACGCUCUAAUGUAAUGCGAUCCACAACGCUUGCGGAUCGCCGGGCGGAAGAUUUACUGAGACAUCCUGUCCCUGCCAUUCCUAGAGAUGAAGACGAGGAUCCUCUGAUCCCACGGCGAAUGGUAGGACCGCGCACUGAGGCAGGUGCACCUUCGGCCACAGCCGAUGCGGAAGAACCCUCACUUGAAGAGGUCCAGGAGGCCCUCGAUGCACCAUAUGCUCAUGCUAGUCCACGAUCAGCACCGACCCUAAGGCGGGCCGCGACCGCUGCCGCCGUGAAUCGCCGACUCCAUCCUUCGGCUGCGACUGGGGGUCGGAUCGAGUACAGACGGGCCGAUGGCAGGGCAGAGCAUCCUCAUGAGAGUGAUGCGGAUAAUUGGGUUCCGCCUCCACCACCAUAUUCUCAAGAUGACCCUGUCGAUCUGCCUGCUUUCCUCCGGCAUGCCGCCAUUCCGGGAGUAGGUGUCAGCACAACAAUAAGAGAGGCAUUAUCUGCAACAUCUUCCCAAGCAAUACAUACUCCUUCUCUGCCGUCAGCAGCAUAUGCCCAAAUACCGCCCGGUGAUGCUCCAACAACGGAAGGCUCGUAUCAAUUAGCCAGUGGCCAAGCUCGACCGGGGUUGCCAAGACGCCCAGCCUCGAGUCCCACAAACCGAUCGGCAUCUCCGUUACGACGGUUCAGCCAAGGCAAUGACCUGUACAACGUUUCGCCAGUGGAACCGCCUCACCAAUAUGCGCAGCUACCACAGCGGUUAGGAAGAUUGGAUACGGGUACAGAACAGCGUGUCUAUUCUGGCUCGCAAGCACCAUCCUCUAAUGCUCAAUCAUCUAGCACUGGCAUACCACAUUUUCCGUCCACAGCCCAUCCAGCCGCCAUUAGAUCGUCCGUGGAACCAACGAACCCUUAUACUCUCAAUGUUGCGAUUCCUUCACCGGGUUUCAACAACGCCAUGUGGAAUGAUAUUGGCGCAAGCCCACAAGUCGGACGUCUUCCCAAUGCCUCGACAUGGCCUCGUGCGCCGCAACCUGGUCCUUCUUCAGCAGCCAUUCCCACGGGUUAUCCGUAUUCUGCGCCGGUGAUUGAUGAGAACAAUGCCGCCAUUGUAGCUGCCGCGCUUCCACCGGCACCAACUCGAGACCAACUGGCUAGUCUACAUAGACGUCGAGAAUCGGCAGCGCCACGCCCAAUCUCGUGCAGUUUUCAAGUGCCUCGUGUGCCUGUCGGUGGUCAACCUCCGUCCUUCAGGAACAGUCAAGCUCUUGGGGCCCAGCGGGCUCCUGAGCCAGAGCAGCCCCUGAUCAUCAGUACACCUAAAGGCGUUUCUGGCGCUUUUGAUGCCCCAGACCGUCAGGCUUCACAGCGUCAUCCGGGCGAGCCUAUGAUUCAUUCUCCCGUGCCGCGUCACCCUGGGCCGCAUUUAGGUGCUGGAGGCAACGACCGGCCUACUGUGGAGCGACUGGAGACUAUAUACAGUAUCGCAAGCAGUGGUGGUCGAGGCAUGAAUGAACCCGUGGUCCUGCAAAAUGCACAGGGCCAAACCAUCACAAUACCUCCCGCGCCGCCCUCAGCCCAGCUAACACUCUCCUCGCUCCGACACCACACCAGCCUAACAAGGCGCCAGAGCCGGGCCCGCAGAAGUGCUGCCAAGAACGUACAAGAUGCCAAGAACCGGGGCUGGACCGGCAGGCGUAAGAAGAACAAGAAGAAAGACAGCGAUGCUAUGAGUAGCGCGUGGACAGACAUUACAUGGGCGUCUAAAGCACCAAAGGAUGGCAACGUCAAGGAGAAGAGGUGUAUCAUCAUGUAAGAAACGGCAAGGCAUUUUUAAGGACAUUCACGGAUCACAGUACGAAAGCCAAUAGCUCUGGUGUUUGGGCGGGGGUCGUGGGUUGCUUAUGUUUUCGUAUGGGGCAUUGCAUACGUUUCAUUCGCUCUUGGAAGGCCAGUGAAGCGGCGGUCUUUGUUAUCUUUUUUGAUGUUCCGAGGGAGCGUUUAGUUGCACACGAAGUUUAUUAUGAUACCACCAAGUCGAAUUUGAAAUGAAUCA
Truncatella angustata is the source of this 4292-nucleotide messenger RNA. RefSeq lists its product as uncharacterized. Gene Ontology annotation, molecular function: protein binding. The record is from RefSeq and is a predicted model, not a curated record. The transcript has 3 exons. NCBI's taxonomy places the organism in Eukaryota, Fungi, Ascomycota, Sordariomycetes, Amphisphaeriales, Sporocadaceae. The coding region runs from base 501 to 4052 and encodes 1183 amino acids.